Aspergillus tubingensis is the source of this 657-nucleotide messenger RNA. RefSeq lists its product as uncharacterized. The transcript is spliced from 3 exons. Bases 1 to 657 code for a protein of 218 amino acids. Lineage: Eukaryota; Fungi; Ascomycota; Eurotiomycetes; Eurotiales; Aspergillaceae. The record is from RefSeq and is a predicted model, not a curated record.
AUGUCCACCACCUUCACCCCAGUCAACACUAACCCCGGUCACAAGAACAACACUGCUCCAAAGACCCCUACCAAGAAAACCAACGUGGCAAUGACCCCCAAAACCCCAACUCCCAACACCAAAAAUCGCCUCACCCCAUCCUCUCCCACCACCAACACCACCAGUCCCAACAACAAACGCACUAAAGCUCGCACCCCCCUCCCACCCAUCCCAACGACCCUCGCCUCCGCCAGCGCCUCCGAUCUCCUCAUCCUCCGUCUUCGGGACGAGUCCUCCACCCCCUGGACGGCCAUCAACCAGGCAUGGACGGACUUGACGGGGAUCAGUGUGGGCGGGUCGACCCUCCGAGCGAGGUAUAAUACCAUGAAGAAGAAUUUUGUGGUCGUGGAUCCGGGUGAUGAAGCAAAGAUCCUCCAAGCUAAGAAAGACAUCGAGGGACGAUUGGAGACGGAGAAGUGGAGAUUGAUUGCUGAGGAGGUGGGAAAGGCUGGUGGGGGAACUUAUCCUGGGGAGUGUUUGAGGAAGUAUGUGAGGGAGAUGGAGAAGGGGAUGAAGGGGGGUGCUGCUGUUGCUACUGCUGCUGCUAAUGGUGGUGAUCAGGGUGAGGAGGAUGUUGAUGAUGAUGACGAUGUGAAGAUGGAGGCUGAGGAGGAUUAG